This is a messenger RNA of Anguilla anguilla (European eel), 1381 nucleotides long. It is a transcript of the gene aurkb, whose product is annotated as aurora kinase B. Gene Ontology annotation, cellular component: spindle pole centrosome; chromosome passenger complex; spindle microtubule. Gene Ontology annotation, molecular function: ATP binding; protein kinase activity. The transcript has 9 exons. Gene Ontology annotation, biological process: protein phosphorylation; regulation of cytokinesis; mitotic spindle organization. Bases 79 to 1080 code for a protein of 333 amino acids. The record is from RefSeq and is a predicted model, not a curated record. Lineage: Eukaryota; Metazoa; Chordata; Actinopteri; Anguilliformes; Anguillidae.
UUGAAAAAGUUGGCGCUGUACGACGUUGUGCGACGGGGGGUUUUUAAAGGAUCUUUUCAGCACGGAAUACGUGUCAAUAUGCAGAACAAAGAGAACUACGACCCCAAGGGGCCCCAGAGACAGCUCACCACACCUGCUGCGCAGACGGGUCCACAGAGGGUUCUAAAAAACCCGGGAUCGGAGACCGGAAACCGAUUCAACAUCCCAGCACCAGGAAGGGUGGCGGUGCAGCCUAGCGCAUCUGAAUCAGCACCGCAGUUUUCCAUCCGUAACUUCGACAUCGGCCGCCCCCUGGGGAAGGGCAAGUUCGGGAACGUGUACCUGGCCCGGGAGAAGAAGCUCAACUUCCUGGUGGCUCUGAAGGUGCUCUUCAAGUCCCAGAUGGAGAAGGAGGGGGUGGAGCACCAGCUGCGCAGGGAGAUCGAGAUCCAGUCCCACCUCAAACACCCCAACAUCCUGCGCUUUUAUAACUACUUCCAUGACCGCUCGCGAGUGUACCUCAUCCUGGAAUACGCCCCGCGCGGCGAGAUGUACAAGGAGCUGCAGCGUUGUGGUCGCUUCGACGACCAGCGCACGGCAACGUACAUGGAGGAGCUGUCGGAUGCGCUGCUGUACUGCCAUGAGAGGAAGGUGAUCCAUCGCGACAUCAAACCGGAGAACCUGCUGCUGGGCUUCAGGGGGGAGCUCAAGAUCGCAGACUUCGGCUGGUCUGUCCACGCGCCGUCCCUCAGGCGGCGCACAAUGUGCGGGACGCUGGACUACCUGCCGCCUGAGAUGGUGGAGGGGCGCACCCACGAUGAGAAGGUGGACCUGUGGUGCAUCGGUGUGCUCUGCUACGAGUGUCUGGUGGGGAACCCCCCCUUCGAGACGGAGAGCCACCGCGACACCUACAAACGCAUCACCAAGGUGGACCUGCAGUUCCCCAAGGUGGUGUCGGAAGGGGCGCGGGACCUGAUCUCCCGGCUGCUGAGGCACAGCCCCUCCCUGCGCCUCCGCCUGCAGGACGUCGUGCAGCACCCCUGGGUGCGCAACAACUCUCGCAGGGUCCUCCCGCCCGUCUACACCCCGCAGAAGGCCUGAGCCUCACCCCGGAGUGGAAAUGCCCCGGGCUCACUGUAUGGGAGUGAACUGGCAACCCCUCCGGGCACUGCAGCUGCAGGGGAGCCAUUCUCCCUAAUGACUGGCCUCUGAAGCUGGGCUUCUAGUAGUGGAAACAUCAAAUUUUAUUUCUUUUCUUUUUUUAUUUACUGAAAUUAGUAUAUUUUUAAUUGGAAGGUAGUAUCUGUGGGUGGCAUCUUAAACUUUGUAAAUAAUGUUACUUUUUUCUUUUUGUCACAUCUGUUUGUAUAUACUUAUAUUAUAAUAAAAUUUAAAAAAAGUA